Messenger RNA from Synchiropus splendidus (mandarinfish), 2711 nucleotides. RefSeq names its product DnaJ heat shock protein family (Hsp40) member B6b (gene dnajb6b). Gene Ontology annotation, molecular function: Hsp70 protein binding. The transcript has 10 exons. Lineage: Eukaryota; Metazoa; Chordata; Actinopteri; Syngnathiformes; Callionymidae. The record is from RefSeq and is a predicted model, not a curated record. The coding region runs from base 389 to 1333 and encodes 314 amino acids.
AGUGGUAUUUUAUCUAGAAAGAUAAAUUCAGGCUCAUGUAAAUAUUCUGUGUCAGAAACGAGAUAAAGAUGUCAAGUACAAAUCUUAAUCUGUAAAAAAUGUCAAAAUAUACCUUGUACGUCAUUGUCUCUUAAGGGAAGUGAUGGAAAUGCUGAUAACGCGUCGUAAUCUGACGAGAACUGAUAACGACAUUCUAGAAACUCCCCGUUGUCGUAACGCAAUAUUCCCACCGUCCCCAAAGGCAGCAGCGUGUUGAGCUCGUCGACACCAGCAGCGAGCAGCCGUCAGCAGCCAAGUCCCAGCACUCAGGCCGAAGAGACGACCGUCCGAGAGGCCGCUUGGAGCCGACGUUUCCCAUCACUAGGGGCCCAGAGCACAAAACAGAACCAUGACGGAAUACUACCACAUAUUGGGAGUUCAUAAAAAUUCAUCACAAGAUGACAUCAAAAAAGCGUACAGAAAACUAGCUUUGAAAUGGCAUCCAGACAAGAAUCCAGAUAACAAGGAGGAAGCUGAGAGGAGAUUUAAAGAACUGUCAGAGGCAUAUGAGGUUCUCUCAGAUGAAAACAAAAGGAAUAUUUAUGACCGAUACGGUAAAGAAGGUCUGUCUGGAGGUGGUGGAGGAGGUCAUCAUGAUCACUUUGGUGGCAGCACCUUUACAUUCCGAAAUCCUGAGGAUGUUUUCAGGGAGUUCUUUGGUGGCAGGGAUCCAUUUGCACAUUUCUUUGCUGAUGACCCAUUUGACAACUUCUUUGGGGGAAGUCACAGUCGCCACACAGGGAUGAGCAGAAGUCGGAUGGAUAAUGGCUUUGGAGCCUUCCCCGGAUUCAGCUUCUCAGGGUUUAAUUCAGGUUUUAGUUCAUUUGGGGACAUGGGCGGAGGCUUCAGCUCCUUCUCCUCGUUCGGAGGCGGAGGAGGCGGCGGCGGCGGUGGAGGGAUGGGUAACUUCAGAUCCGUGUCCACCUCCACGACGUUCGUCAACGGCAAAAAAAUCACCACGAAACGGAUCGUGGAGAAUGGACAGGAGCGUGUGGAAGUGGAGGAGGAUGGUCAGUUAAAGUCCUUAACAGUCAAUGAGCUGCGAGCCGAGGAACCUCGGGAGGACGAGUUCCGUCGCCACAGACAGAGCGCGCUUCCUGGCCUGGGCCUGCACCAGCGCUAUCUGAGAAAUCCCUCAGAGGAAGAGGAGGAGCACGGCCUGCAGAGUCUGGCUGUAACAAGAGGUCACACAGACUCAAAGAGGAAGAAACCCUGGCAGAAGGAGGCAGAGUCCAGACGGAAACGUGUGCCACGACUUGUUCCCAGAUUCAGCGGAUUUGGCUCCUUUUUUUGAGGACACUUGAAGAUCCAAGCACUUAAACACAGACACAUACGUUUCCUGCCUGAAUGCCAAGUGUAAAAAUUUUGUUGGAGAUUUUAGAUGCGUAUCUCAGUGUUUGACUUUCGGAUGAGUAGAUAGGCCACAUUAGUGCGCGCCACACAUGACGUAUACCCUCUUGUUCAUGUUUUUAAGUGUCAUUUUAAGAUUUCAAAUGAAUAAAGUCAGACAGAGAAGGGAAUUUUAGGUUGAACAUGAGGAUUUGGGAAUAUGACAUGUCUCAAAUUGAAGUUCUCGGGGGGCAAAUCUGGCCUACAGAUUCAUUUGUUUUCCAGCCAAUGAGAGCUUGAAACAGUCAAAACUGGGGUCAGUGUUAAUCUGAGGCUCCACUGCAUAUUGUGAUAUGACUGUGUCACUGUUCUUGCUUCACACUUAAACAGCCGGGACAGUUCGACGCCACCUAUUAACCAGAAACUUGCAAAUACGAGAAGUAGAAGGUGGAGAAUUUGAAAAUAAAUAGAAAGCGAAACUUACACAAACAUAUGUCUGCUGAAUUUAGCCUCCAGGAAUGACACUGUUGGGGCUCAUAUUUCCUCUUAAUGUUUGUUGACUUUUCAGUUCAUAAAAUCCAUAACAUCUUCAUUUUUCAGUCAGCUCAAUUGCAUCAAAUAGAAACACUAUUAAAGCCUAAAGAGGUGAAUAUCUUGAAACCUACAAAGUCAGAUAUCCCCAUAUCAUGACCCCCGAAACAUAUUCUAAUACCUGGAUGAUUUCUUCGAGUUUUUGGUUUGAUGCUUUUAUUUUGCUAACUUAGUUUCUAGGUGAUGUGUACGCAAGUGCCUGAGUUUCGCGCAAGAGAUGAGCAGCAGAGUACCGAACCAUGAUGAAGGGAAUGAGUUGGAUGAAGGGGCAAAGAAGCAGAAGGUGGUAAACAGGUUGAGGCGCACACAUUUAUACUGUAAACAAAUGGUUGUGCUGUUUGUAAAUGCAAAUGAAUCUUUUUCCCUUCCUGUUCAGGUGGGGUUUGGGAGUGGGGGGAGUUUUGACUGCUGUAAGACAGACACGGUGCAGCUGUGAAGAUACUACGAAUAUUUUUUUCGAAGCAUUUAAAGACUUAGCUGGUGUGAGAAUGACAGAAAUAGACCUUUCUACGCUAAUACCAUGUUUCCCUUGGAAUAUAUGAGGCUUAUUACAGCAGCUCCUGGUUCCUACAUCACCCUGACGAUCAGCCAUUAUUAGCCUCGAUAAUCCCACUGAGCAAACACUCCCUCGUCCCUUUGUGAGAUUCGUCAGUGAGCACCGUUCUGAAGACGCCGUCCUCAGAAACGCUUCGUUUGCCUCUGACCAACCUUGUGCUUUGUGAACAAAUUCAAUUUCUAUGUAAGCCAUUAAA